GUCAAACUUGGAGACAAACCAGCCAAAGCUCUCUUUUUUGUUGGUUUUUCUAAGAUGGUGACGUUCAAGAACUGUUGUUUUAUUAAAGAUAGAAACAUGGAAAAGGGCGGAGAGAUUAGUCAAAUAAUGCCUACAAACAGAAUCCAACAUCUUUGAAGCAGAGGAGCUCUCUGUCUUUCUGGGUGGAUUUCUAGCAGUCUAUACGUUUUUCCUUUCUUUCUCUGUUUGGUUGUUUGGAAAACGUGCUAUAGGUUGUAGAAAAGAUGGCUGACAAUGGAAGAGUACAUCCACAGUGUGUUAAUGCUUGCAAUCCCUAUCAUGAAUGUGGUGUAGCUUGCCUUGAAAAAAUUUCACAAGGCCAGGGGUGGAAAGAGAAGAAAAAAUCAGAUUAUCGCAAUGGUAUAAAAGGAGGUGGCCUUAGCAAAAAGAUGGAUGGAGAAAGGAGAGCAGACUCAACUUGCCCUAAAGCAUCUAAUCCUUACCAUCAAUGUGGCAAAUUUUGCUCUUAUAGAACUGCUGAGGCCAAGCCUCGGGGGGCUAACAAAGAAUCAGGCUCUUUCAUUCUUGAAGCUUCUCGAAGCUUCGGCAGGAAGAAGAAGGGGUCUGAAUCUCAGCCAAGGUCCCCUCAAAACAAUAUUUCUGCUGUUAAAGCAGUGUACCCUGCUGACACUCAGUCACCUCGAUCACCUUUUCCCGCUAAAAACAAGGUGGAACCAGAGAACAGUCAAUCUUCAUCAUCAUCCCGGCAACAUUCUGAAGAAGCUUACUCUCAAGAUCAUUCUUUUGGCAAGGGACAAGUUCGAGCCACUGAAUUUGUGCCUACAUCUGGAAAUCUAACGCCUAAUGGUACCAAAAACCUAUCACUUGGUGGUUUUACCUGUUUCGCCAUUGCGCCGCCAACCAAUCCAGACGACAAUGAAAAGCUUCAUGCUUCACCAGAGGAAGCUUCAUCUCCGAUCGCUAAGAAUGUGGAGAUGACUAAUGGUCCUGCUGCUGAGUCUCUGAACUUCACUUUUUCAGGCAUUUCCCGAGCUUCAGAAGAGAGUGAUGAUGAAAUUCAGUCUGUUAUUUCUGAUUCCUGUGUGUCAAUAGGAAAAUAUCAUGUGAGACCAAGUGCUGCUCCUAUCUUACAGUUAAUCCUUGACAAGUAUGGAGAUAUAGCAGCAAACUGUCGGUUAGAAUCAACUUCCUUGCGUGCUUAUUAUCUUGAAUGCCUUUGCACUGUGGUUCAAGAGUUGCAAUCCACAUCUCUUAAUCAGCUAACAAAAUCCAAAGUGAAAGAAUUUUUGGCUGUUCUUAAGGAUGUAGAGUCUGCACAAAUUGAUGUUAGUUGGCUGAGAAGUAUACUGAAUGGACUCACAGAAGCAAUGGAGCUCAACAAUCAGCAACAAGCAGCAGAGGAAGCAAAAGCCAACUGCAAUAACAUUAUAGAAUCAACAAGAAAAGAGCUAGAAUCCAUGGUGGAGAAUUUAGCUAAAAAAGAAAAAGAAGUUGCAGACACCAAGGCACAAAUUGAUGUUAGUUGGCUGAGGAGUAUAGUGAAUGGACUCACAGAAGCAAUGGAGCUCAACAAUCAGCAACAAGCAGCGGAGGAAGCAAAAGCCAACCGCAAUAAUAUUAUAGAAUCAACAAGGAAAGAGCUAGAAUCCAUGGUGGAGAAUUUAGCUAAAAAAGAAAAAGAAGUUGCAGACACCAAGGCACAAAUUGAGGAAACAAAGGCUCGCUUGAGUAAGCUUGAGCUUGAAUCCUCUCAAUUGAGUGAUACUAUUUUAUCCAUUAGAUCUAAGGUUGAAAAGUUUCCUACCAAACCAUUGGCGGGUCAGAUCUUGUAACUUAAGUAGGAGGGAAAACAUCAAGUAAUUUUUAUGUCUAGAAUUAUCUUGCAAUGUUCUUAAUCUUACCUCUAUGCUUGCAUUUAAGUAAUUGUAUGAUACAAAAUCAUGUGGGUGGUACCAUCCUUUGUAGUUAUGGUAUUCGUAUUCCUUUGUAUGGUCCAAAACAUAUAUAGCUGAUUUGAGAGUCAUUUACUGCA
Hevea brasiliensis (rubber tree) is the source of this 2032-nucleotide messenger RNA. RefSeq lists its product as uncharacterized. NCBI's taxonomy places the organism in Eukaryota, Viridiplantae, Streptophyta, Magnoliopsida, Malpighiales, Euphorbiaceae. The transcript has 6 exons. The record is from RefSeq and is a predicted model, not a curated record. Bases 264 to 1832 code for a protein of 522 amino acids.